AUGGGUCGCUCACUAAAUCCAGCACACUAAUCCCCUUCAAUUUGCCUCUCUAACUUGGACAUUACUGGCUUAGCGUGCAAAACGACACGUCUGGCAGCCAAUGGCGGGGUGUAGGUUAAUAAUGCAAUGAAGAGGCGUGGCCAGAUGCUGGGGAGCUGGGCUAGCAGCGGUGGCGGCGGUGGGAAUGGUGUUGUUAAGAUGGCGGCGCUGCAGGAGGAGCGGAGUUACGGGCUGUCCUGCGGAAGGGUCGGUGGGCGAGUGUCAGUGUUCCACGUCAAGCUCACCGACAGUGCCCUGCGGGCCUUUGAGAGCUACCAGAGAUGCCAGGCCUCCAUAAGUUUGAAGCCAGCCAUCCGUUUUCAAGGAAGUCAAGGGCAAAUCACGAUUCCUCAGCCAGACAGCCCGUCGGAUGUACGUAAAUUCACGUUCUAUCUGUCAAAUGUUGGCAGGGACAGCCCCCAAGGCAGCUUUGACUGCAUCCAGCAGUACAUCCAAAGCAAUGGAAAUGUCAAGCUGGACUGUCUGGGCAGUAUCCAAGAUAAAAUCACGAUAUGUGCCACAGACGACUCGUAUCAGAAGGCCCGACAGAGUAUGGCGCAGGCCGAGGAGGAGAACAAGAGCAGAAGUGCCAUAGUUAUCAAAGUAGGCGGCAGAUAUGCAGGCAAAAAAGUCCAGGUCCGCAAGCCUGCCCCAGGAGUCCCUGAUGCGGUUCCUUCCCGGAAGCGACCUACUCCUGUUAACAUUGCCGGUGCGAUCAAGAAAAGCGCGUCAGGCUUAUCACAGCGGCCCUUAAAGGACAGAGUGAUGCACUUACUGGCCCUUAAGCCAUACAAGAAGCCUGAACUCAUACUGCGCCUUCAGAAGGAUGGGUUGUCCGUUCAGGACAAGGAUUCUCUGGAUAGCCUCCUGCAACAGGUGGCCAGUCUGGGUGCCAAAGACUGCACUUAUACCUUGAAAGACUGUAUGUAUAAGGAUCUGCAGAAAGACUGGCCUGGCUACUCCGAAGGAGACCAGCAGCUGCUAAAAAGGAUACUAGUCCGGAAGCUCUGCCAGCCACCCAACCCUGCUGGACAGUCUACAAAUACUGCUCCAUUGAGCCCUUCCAAAGACAAUGUGAAUUCCUCGUCCCCUUUCCCUCAGAAGCGGACUCCAGACUUCAUUGACCCAUUGAAUAACAAGAAGCCUCGGAUUUCCCACUUUACUCACCGAUCUCAGCCUCCUUUGAAUGGAAAGCUGAAUUCAUCGAACGGGAAGGAUGCUUCGUCUGCCUAUAACCAGCUGCUUUCCUCUGAUCCAGUCAGUUCCAGCUCUCACCUGCCAGCUCCUCACCAACCCCAUCAAGAUCCCAGCGCAUCGGAUACCCAGCAUAGUGACUUUGUGAGCCAGGAGGCCUCUGAGAGGCUAGGCCACCCACCUCAGACAGACUUCACUGCUGAGGCCACACAGAACUCGAACACCCCUCAUGGGAAACCCAAACGGAAAUCCAAAAAGCACAAAGAGAAGCAACGAGCCAAGGAGAAGAUAGCCGAGAACAAGCAAAACUGCAACUUCGUGAAGGACUCUGGCUUAAUGGGGAGAUCUCCCCAGGAUACCAUAGAUUUGAAUGGGCCGUGCAGUAAUUCCAGUGUCCCAACAUCCACGUCGGAAACGCCGGAUUAUUUUUUGAAAUACACAGCAAUUGCAUCUCAGGAGCAGCGGCAGAGUUACAAAAACGACUUCAACGCGGAGUACAAUGAAUACAGGGACUUGCAUGCCAGGAUAGAACGGAUAACGCGCAGGUUUACACAGCUGGACUCUAAGCUCAAACAGCUCUGCCAGGGCACAGAGGAAUACAAGACCAUUCAUGAUCAGAUAUUACAAGAGUACCGCAAAAUUAAAAAGACUAACCCAAACUACAGCGAAGAGAAAAACAGAUGUGAAUAUCUGCACAACAAACUGGCACACAUAAAGAAACUGAUUGCACAGUACGACCAACAGCAGUUGCAGCCUUGGCAUUAACGCGCAAGACCAGGUAGCAGACACUUUGCACCUGGCAGGAUUACUGUAUUUUUCUCCUUUUGUUCUACAAAUAAUAAAACCUUAUCCUUAAAACAAAUCAACAAAAAAAAUGCCGUUUACAGUACUUGCAGUUAAUAAGGAAAAGGGACCGGCUAUUCCAUUGUGACUUCAACCAUCUCCCACUUAAAACUUUUUUUUUCUUUCCCCCGUUCACUUUAACCUAUGCUGACUUAUUAAUACAAGAUUUUUUUUUUUCUGACUUCUCCAUUCAGAAAAAAAAUGCCAAAAGGAGAAUUCUUUUUAUUUUAUGGAUUAUUGUUGGAAACAGAUAAUAAAAUAUAAUGCAUUUAAAUAUUUCCAGGGAUUUGUAUUGAUACCCAAUAGUACUGAAUAUCUCGUGCUGUUGGACUUAUUGCUUACAAUUGUAAUAUUGUAAUAUUAAAAAAGGGCUUUUUAUACCCACAUGGGA
Molecule: messenger RNA, 2467 nt
Organism: Spea bombifrons (plains spadefoot toad)
Lineage: Eukaryota; Metazoa; Chordata; Amphibia; Anura; Pelobatidae
Gene: ELL
Product: elongation factor for RNA polymerase II
Exons: 12
Coding region: 127-1998 (623 amino acids)
Biological process (GO): snRNA transcription by RNA polymerase II; positive regulation of transcription elongation by RNA polymerase II; transcription elongation by RNA polymerase II
Cellular component (GO): transcription elongation factor complex
Molecular function (GO): cis-regulatory region sequence-specific DNA binding
Source: RefSeq, a predicted model, not a curated record